Molecule: messenger RNA, 1461 nt
Organism: Trypanosoma cruzi
Lineage: Eukaryota; Euglenozoa; Kinetoplastea; Trypanosomatida; Trypanosomatidae
Exons: 1
Coding region: 1-1461 (486 amino acids)
Biological process (GO): potassium ion transport
Cellular component (GO): plasma membrane
Molecular function (GO): small conductance calcium-activated potassium channel activity; calmodulin binding
Source: RefSeq, a predicted model, not a curated record
AUGGAGCUCCGUGAACGCGCCGAACAGAUGAUUAAACCGCAGACGCCCAUAGUCAUUCCUUCUGUGACGCGAAGCAUCCGUCAACUAACCCGCAUGGAACGCCUCGCAGCGAAUCGCCGCUGGCUACGCGGGGCGAUGUGUUUUUUGGCUGUUAUCUGCUACGCUCUCUCACUCUUUGAGGAAGGCAGGGUUGUCACGCAUUCCAUUAUUCUUCUCUUCUCACUGGCGGGGGAGGUGGCCAUUGUGUGCAUACAUCGUGUGAAGGCAAAAUUUCACGGCAUAACAAACCGGGCGAGUGGGAAGAGGCGUGAAGUGAGUGUGUUUCACUCCCCCUCUCUUAUUAAUAUGUUAUUGGAGAUGCUUGUAUGGAUCCUUCAAUGCCCACCGCUUCCAGAUGACAUGAACCCUGAGUGGCUUGUGGGGCUGGAUGGUUUUUUGAUUCUUCGUUUCUAUGUCUUUCUCCUGUAUGGGACGCAUGUCGCGCACACAUCCGUUUUCUCACACGCCAUUGCAAGUCUCGCUCGCAUCCGAUUAAACUAUCGAUUUUUCAUUCGAACGGCCUUUCUUCUUGAGCACCUCGCUGUGACGCUGUGUGCCGUUGCUGCUGGAAUAUUCAUCUUUGCUUGCUCCUACGCAAAGGCAGAAGGGGCGACCCUCGGUGAAUCGUUUUAUUUUUGCGUCAGCACUGCCUCACUCGCUGGAUAUAGUGAGACAUCACCUGUCACCUUUCCAGGACGUGUAAUCGCGGUGUGCGUCACCCUGCUUGGUGUCAUUGUACUCUGCUGGACGGUGGGUGUCAUGAAUGAGGCGCUCUCGCUGACGGAAGCAGAGCGCAACCUGUACACACUCUUCCGCAACAAUGAGCUUUGCGGCAAAAUCCCACCGCAGGCGGCACGUCUUAUUCAACGCACCUGGAAACUUUAUCGGGCAAAGCGGGAUCGACAUAAUUUCAUCUCGCGCCAAAUUGCCGCCUUUCUUCUAUCUCAACAAGUCAUCACAUACCGUGUAAUGCGGCGAGCACUGAUGCAGUAUGAAACCGCUUUUCUUCGUUCCACACGUACACUUGAAGAGUGCCUGGCGUCUGACUCAACAUUUGGAUCGAACAGCACCACGCCGCUUGCGUCAAGCAACACAACGCCUCUUGGUUCUCCACGAACACGACGACCGUUUCCACUGUAUCAAGAGAUGCGUCUAAAGCGGGACUCACGCGCAUCCACCCCGCGCGGAGACGAAUUUCUGCAAGAGUUUGGUAAUGAAUUCUCGAGUCAUAGGAGUGAAAGGAAUCGCUUCGUGUCGACACCGCAUUUACCGACCACACAACAACAAGUAACUGCUGCCGUGCCUGGCAUGGUGGAGCUGGAGUUGCGCCUCUCCAGGCUUGAAAAGUCACUAGAGGCGUUGGCAACUACCGCUGAGAGCCUGCGGGGACACUUUGGCGUCAUCUCCAGUGUUUCUGUGUGA